AGCCAUGACACUCCAAUACAGUAGAUGGCGGUAUUCAGCUUUUACGAUGGUCUGUAAGCCGUCAACAAAUCUCAAAGAAGAAUCGUCUCAUGUGUUGUUGUCAGUGGUUAUUACGCGGGAGAUUCGAGAUUACAGAGUUUACGCUGACGAGAUAUAACAGUAUUGUUGACAUUGUAUUUUAAAACACGGUUUAAUACGUACACGACAUUUUAGAUUUAUGUCAUUUUGUGAGGUUAUCUGUUUUGCGUAAAUGAAAUUUAAACAACAACAGCAGCCGUUUGUAAUGUCCUGUUGUUACAGUGAUGUGAUUUGUAACUUACGUUGUUAAAUCAGCAGGGCUUUAUAUAAUCUUCGGACUUUACAUCAGUUUUGUUUCGUAUUGCCUCCCUUAACCUUACCUACAGUCGCGAUGAUGAAGUGUAAAUCCAGCCGAUCCUCUAUGGAGUACAAUGGAGUGCAGUCAAACAUUUCUGCCUUUUUUCUUUCGAAGGUCUCAACAAAGUCCCCUAAAAGGAUCCCUGGAUCCUCCGUUUCAAUGAAAACUGGUUUUGUGGAGGAGAAAAAGAUCCUGCACUCUCCAAGCGCUUCUGCUGUGCCAGAGACACCUGAUAGUCUGAGGACCAAGAGCAACGUCUCUCCAGACAACUCGUAUGAGAACCGCUCACCUGUUUCACGUGGUCUGCACUCCAAACCUGUCAGGGGUAAAACCAGCACGAUGACACGCAAGCUAAUGUUGCCACAGAUAAACAGCAGUCCGGAGCCAGUGGACAGUUUUGAGCUUAAGAACGGCACAAAUCAGUCUGGCUCUGUGAAGAGGUUGUUGCACAGCUCCGAGAACAUCCAGAGUGCCAAACGCCCCAGGACUAUGAAAGUUCAGACACUCCCUAUAGGGUCUGAUUGUGACCCAAGCUUACCAGGGGCCAAUAUAAAUGUCCCUGCAAGCAUGCAAAAAGCAUCUUCAAAGAGUCCUGAGAAAAAAAUUAAACCUGUGCAUUCUCAUUUGAAGAAUAGCCGAUGGGUACCUGAACCUUCUGUAAAAAUAAAUAGUAAGUCCUCUCACCAAUUCAGCCGUAGCACCCAAGACAAAGAGAAUUCAUUUUCUCUUAACGCAAAGCCCCAGUCGGACCCAAGUAUAGUUUCAGAAGCAAAACCUUGCGAUUUUGUGAUUUCACAUGAUUCACGAAUGCAAAAAGAUUCCAGCGAGGAAGAAAAAGAGACUUUUCUCAACUGUCCGGUCACUACGAAGAGACCUUUAAAUGCUACUGCUGAGCUGCAAAAGAAAAACAAGAGUGCUGAUGGGAAGGCUUUGUCAGACUCAUUCGAGGAUGAAUUUAAUGAUCUGGACGAUUGGUUUGAUGAUGUCAUGGAGCCAAAAUCUGACGCGCCAAAACCCAAGAAAUUCAAUCUUGAGAAAAAUAAAGGCAUACCAGAACAUGCUAUACUGACCUCUGGUGUUCAUAAUCGAUACUGGGUUCUGGAUGUACAGGAAGUGACCUCACUACAAGGUUACACUGAGAAGCACUUAACCAUCACCUGCUCAAAGACAGCACAUCCCACAGAGACCUGCAUUCUCAAAGAUGGCUGGGAGAGUACUCCAGUUGCAGUGAGGGACAUCAUUCAUUUGGAAGGGAAGUCUGUUUCUGGCUUAUGGACGAUUGAUAGGGACUCUGGUUUUCUGGUUCUGAUGCCUGACCUGCUUAUGUCUGGGACCAGCAUUGCCAGCAGUAUCCGCUGUAUGAGGAGAGGUGUGCUGGGAGAGAUGUUCAAGGCUUUUGAUGGCGGAUCCAAGCAGAUGCUUAAUGGUACUAUAGUUCAUGAUAUCUUCCAAAAAGCAGCUAUGUCAUCAGACUUUUCUCCAGAGAGGAUACAAGCAUUUGCCACUGAGGCACUGAAAAGCCCUAACUACCUUGGACAAAUGUACAGUCUAAAGCUGACCCAGGCUGACAUGAGACAAGAAGUUGAAGAAUAUCUUCCCUCUUUAUCGGAGUGGGCAAAACAAUAUCUCCAUACUUCACCACAGGCCGGGAGAAAACAGCUGACCCUAAAACUCCCUAGUGACGGUGCUCUCAGCAAGCAAGAUGCAACCUGUAGCGUGACAGUCACAGAUUUUGCAGACAUCGAGGAGAACAUCUGGUCUCCGAGAUUUGGCCUGAAGGGGAAGAUCGAUGUGACUGCUGGAGUCAGGAUUCAUCGGAAGGGAAAAAAGCCAGUGGAUAGGAUUGUACCUCUGGAGCUGAAAACCGGCAAGGAGUCCAACUCCAUUGAGCAUCGCAGUCAGGUUAUCCUGUACACACUAAUGUGCAUGGAUAGACGUUGUGAUCCAGAAGCUGGAUUUCUUGUUUACUUGAAGACUGGCAGUUUACAUCCUGUUGUGGGCAACCACAUGGACAGAAGAGAGCUGAUUAAAAUAAGAAAUACGUUGGCUCAUCACGUUGGCAACAACCUGGUCAAGGUGGAUGGUAAAAGUCAAAUGGCUCCAUUGCCCUCAAUCGUUUCUGACCAGCAGACUUGCAAAUACUGUCCUCAGAGAAGAAACUGUGCACUUUACAAUAGAACUAUAGAGAGAGAUCCGGAGGAGAACUUGAGUGAAGAUUUAAAGGCCUUUUUGCAGCUGGAGAGCCAGCACCUCAGCCAGGUGCACCUUAAGUAUUUUAGCCACUGGUUGCUGCUCUGCACCCUGGAGGCUCUCACUAUGGAAAACAAAGGAGGCCGUCGCAACAUCUGGCUUCAGACUUCCCAGCAGAGAGAGAAAAGUGGCGGCUGCAUGGGAAACAUGCGGUUGGCUGGAAGCGUCACCGUCCUGUCUGAUGGUGUGUAUAAGCACAGUUUUGAGAAAAUGGAAAGAGAGCAAACUCUCACCGGGCUCAUAGUGGGUGAUAGGAUAGUCAUCAGUGAUCAGGACUCGUCCCUCAUAGGCCUGGCUACAGGAUACGUCACAGACAUUACAAUCACUGGACUAAUUUGCUCUUUGGAUAAAAAUCUUUCCAAGUAUUCUUCAAACACAGUUUUCCGACUGGACCAAGAUGAAGGCGCAGGUGGUCUUAGCACCCAUUUAGGAAACCUCUCUAUGCUAAUGGAAAACACUCCAACCAGUGAAAGAUUAAGGGAGUUGAUUGUGGACUUCAGACCUCCACAGUUUAUUGACAGCCUGAGCAGUGUGUUACCUAGAGAUGCCAAGGACACCGUGGCCAAUAUUUUGAAAGGACUUAACAAACCCCAGAAACAAGCUAUGAAAAAAGUGCUGCUGUCCAAAGAUUACACACUUAUUGUGGGAAUGCCUGGUACUGGGAAAACAACAACCAUUUGUACACUGGUGCGUAUUCUUCAUGCUUGCGGCUUCAGCGUCCUUCUCACUAGCUAUACGCAUUCAGCCGUGGACAACAUCCUUCUGAAGCUCAAGAGGUUUAAGAUCGGCUUCCUUCGACUGGGUCGUGCUCAGAAAGUGCACCAUGACAUCCUGCCCUUCACAGAGGAGUCGGGUCGGGCCAAAGGCAUACAAACACUGGAGGAGCUGGAACAACUCUACAACCAAGAACUCAUUGUGGCAACCACCUGUAUGGGUGUGAAACAUCCGAUUUUCAGCCGUAGACGCUUUGACUUCUGCAUUGUGGAUGAGGCGUCUCAGAUCAGUCAGCCUGUGUGUUUGGGUCCCCUGUUUUAUGCUCAGCGCUUCGUUCUGGUGGGAGAUCACCAACAGCUUCCUCCUAUUGUACAGAAUGCUGAGGCCAGGGCUUUGGGCAUGGAUGAGAGUUUGUUCAAACGUCUGGAGCACCACAGUGAUGCAGUUGUUCAGCUGAACGUUCAGUACCGAAUGAACAGUGCCAUCAUGUCUCUUAGCAAUGCCCUAAUGUAUGAGGGCAGACUGGAGUGUGGCUCUGAUAAAACAGCUAGUGCAGUACUGCAGCUGCCCAGCAAAGCGCUGGUUGAGAAAGAGCUGGAUCUCUAUGUAUGUGAGCCACAGUACAUUGCUUGGGUCCAGGCUGCACUGGAGCCCAACAAUCCCGUCUGUUUCCUAAAUACCUCUGAGGUUCCUGCUCCAGAGACAGUGGAGAAAGGUGGAAUCAGUAACCAGACGGAAGCCCUCUUGGUACAUGUCAUUGUCACCCUGCUGCUGAAGGCUGGAUGCAGGGCAGCUGACAUUGGGGUCAUUGCCCCGUAUCGGCAGCAGCUGAAAACCAUCUCCAGUCUGAUGCAGGGACCUGCCUUUAAAGCUCUGGAAGUCAAUACUGUGGACAAGUACCAGGGCCGUGACAAAAGCAUCAUCAUUGUGUCUUUUGUUAGAAACAACACUGAUGGCAACCUGGGAGAAUUGCUGCAAGACUGGCGCAGACUGAACGUGGCCAUAACUAGAGCCAAACACAAGCUCCUCAUGAUUGGCUCUGCACCCUCUCUUCGCCGUUACGCACCUCUAGAGAAACUCCUCGGGCAUCUUCAACAGCAAAAUAUGAUCUUCCAGCUACCUCCUGCUGCCCAUGAAGCACUACCCAUAAUCCACUUGUGAUCUCAAUCAAAAAUGUUCUCGUCUCAUUGACAGCAUACCUCACAAAGACUGAUACUGUAAAACUUUUUUAUUUAAGUUUUAAAUAAGCUUGAAUUUAACUUUGUUUUAUUAAUAAAAUCAAGGUUUUUAAUUUCAUCAAUUCUUAAAAGCAAUGAUGGCAGACUCCACAGUGGAACUGAAGAGCUCUUUUCCUCAAUGAUGGAUUUGCCAAUGAAGUGUUUAAUUGCAGAUUAAGCUCACAUUUUGUUUACCCAAUCACUUCUUACCUCAUGUCAUUGUUUUUUUAAACACUGGUGAUUUUUAUUCAUGUUGUGUUUUAUUCAUCUGUUUUUGUAUGUACAUUUUAUAAUUAAGAGUAUGAAUGUUUAUAUUUGUAUUUUGCAAUGUUAUUUCUCAUGCUCUAAAAAUAUUUUAAAGUUUUGUUUAAUAAAAAAGGUUGUAACAAAGUGAA
Molecule: messenger RNA, 4952 nt
Organism: Misgurnus anguillicaudatus (oriental weatherfish)
Lineage: Eukaryota; Metazoa; Chordata; Actinopteri; Cypriniformes; Cobitidae
Source: RefSeq, a predicted model, not a curated record